Molecule: messenger RNA, 1605 nt
Organism: Sporothrix brasiliensis 5110
Lineage: Eukaryota; Fungi; Ascomycota; Sordariomycetes; Ophiostomatales; Ophiostomataceae
Product: MFS transporter
Exons: 2
Coding region: 1-1605 (534 amino acids)
Biological process (GO): transmembrane transport
Cellular component (GO): membrane
Molecular function (GO): transmembrane transporter activity
Source: RefSeq, a predicted model, not a curated record
AUGGAAAACGCAACUGUUGUCGAUUCAGCCGAGGAGAAGAUGGCUCCCUCGGACUCGGAAAAGGCCGGCUCAACAGUCGAUGCCGGCCACUUCACCAACACAAACAACGCCGUCCGCAGCCUCACGACCCGCCUCGACCCUGCCGGCAACCCGCUGUCGCCGACGCCGACCAGCGACACGCUCGACCCGCUCAACUGGCCGCUGUGGCGCAAGUACGUGUGCAUCGCCAUUGCGUGCCUGUCGUACUUUUUGAUGACGUACCUCACGACGGCGCCCAUCCCGUCGUUUUUCCUGCUCGAGGCGCAGUUCGGCGCCACCUACAGCCAGACCAACUGGACGUUUGCCAUCUCGGCCUUUGGCCUGAUUUUCGGCCCGCUGCUGUCGGGCGGCCUGGCCGACAUCUACGGCCGCCGCAUCUGCAUGGUCGCCACCACGUCGGUGGCGCUGCUGGCGUCGGGCUGCACGGCCAUCCACGGCCAGCGCCUCGGCGCCUACAUGUUUGAGCGGUUCCUCCAGGGGCUGGGCGCCGGCUCGGCCUGCAACCUGGGCCUCAGCAUCAUCAACGACGUCUCGUUCCAGCACGAGCGCGGCCAGCGCGUCGGCCUCUGGGCCAUUGCCGCCAACAUGGGCACGUUUCUGGGCGGCGUCUUUGGCGGGUUCCUCGUGUCCGUCGACCAGUACUGGGUGGCGUACCAGGUCACGAUGGCGUACGCCGUGCUGUGGCUGCUGGCGGUGUUUGUGCUGCCGGAGACGCUGUACCCGCGGCGGCAGAUGCUGCGCAUCGAGUUUGGCGCGGCGGGCAGCGGCAGCAGCGUGGAAGCGCCGGCGCCGCGCACGCAGAAGCUGCCGUUCUUCAACGUCCGCCGGAUUGCCGGCCUGACGUACCCCGCGCUCUGCUCGCCGUGGGUCGUCGUCUUCCGCCUCUGGGCGUACCCGACCAUUGUGCUCAGCAUCUUGGCGUACGUCUACGCGCAGUACUGGUGGAUCAUUGCGCUCAUGACCAUGGAGCCGCUGGCGUACGAGGAGCGCUCGCCGCAGGUCCAGGGCCUGCUGUUCCUGGGGUUUGUCGUCGGCGUCCUCUUUGCCGAGGCCUUUUGCUCCGGCCACGCCAGCGACCGGCUCGUGCUCUUCCUCGUCAGCAAAGGCCCCGCCGGCGAGCGCACGCCCGAAAUGCGCCUCUGGCUCGGCUACCCGGCGGCCGUGCUGUCGGCCCUCGGCUGCGGCCUCUGGGGCCUGUCGGUGGACCGCGGGUGGCACUGGAUGGUGGGCCAGCUCCUCUUCUUCCUCUACGCCGUGGGCCUGCAGAUUGGCAACACCGUCUUGACCACGUACAUGGUCGACAACUACCCGACCUACGCCAACGAGCUGUCCAUUUUCUACUCGUGCAUCAUCAAUUUGUCCGCGUUCCUGGUUCCCUGGUUCAUCUACGCGUGGGUCGAGUUCAGCGGCUACACGUGGUCCUUUGCCGUCCAGGGCAUCCUGUGUGUGCUCGUCAUUCCCGCCUACGCCGUCCUGCAGAAGUACGGUGCCCAGUGGCGCAAGCCGGCCAACUUUGGUGUCUACAGCGAGGACGAGUACGACCCGACCGUCUCUGUAGGCGUGUAA